AGAACUGUCAUUCUUUCUUACAGAAAUGCUACAGUGGUACAAUGCUCUGCAGUGUGUGGACCCUGUGAAGCCCUGUGUCAACAAUGCUACCUGUGUCACUUUCCACAAUGGAACAGGCUAUUGCAGGUGUGCUCCUGGUUUCUUAGGCGAGUACUGUCAGCACAAGGACCCGUGUUACGUGGGAUAUUGUCUGAAUGGAGGAGAAUGCACUGUGAGUGUAGCCGGUGUACCUGGAAGCCCCAGCUGUGUGUGUCCUCUGGGUUUCACAGGCCAGCGCUGCGAGAUCCAGAAAAACUCCACAUGCUUCCCCAAAAACCCUUGCACCAAUGGUGGGAAGUGCUCACUUUUCCCCAAUGACCAGUACAAAUGCCAGUGUGCCCGUGGAUGGACAGGUCAGCAUUGUGAGCAAGAGGACACAUGUCUGUCCAGCCCGUGUGCCAACGGUGGUAUCUGCUAUGCUCUGCCCAAUCGUGAAUUCUCUUGUACCUGUCCUCCUGGUUACCAUGGCCCCCGUUGUCUCAAUGACACAGAUGAGUGUGCCUUCUCCUCGUCUCUGUGCAAGAACAAAGGCGUGUGUCUGAAUAUCCCAGGCUCAUAUCGAUGCAACUGCCAACCCGGCUUUACCGGCCUCCACUGUGAGACGGAUUACGUGCCCUGCUUUCCAUCCCCCUGCCUCAAUGGUGGAACCUGCCGGCAGAUGACAGACACAACUUAUAUAUGCCACUGCCUGCCAGGUUUUAAUGGAACAAACUGUGAGGUGAACAUUGAUGAUUGUCCGAAUCACCGCUGUCAGAAUGGAGCCACAUGCAUGGAUGGAGUGAACACUUACAACUGCCAGUGCCCACCUGAAUGGACUGGUCAGUUUUGCACCGAUGACGUGGAUGAAUGCAGACUGCAGCCCAACACCUGUCAGAACGGAGGCACGUGCAGUAACACGCGCAACGGCUACAACUGUGUAUGUGUGAACGGCUGGAGCGGCCCUGACUGCUCUGAAAACAUUGAUGACUGCGCAGCUGAGCCCUGCACCCCCGGCUCCACUUGCAUCGACCGCGUGGCUUCCUUCGUUUGCAGCUGCCCUCCCGGCAAGACUGGUUUGCUGUGUCACAUUGAUGAUGCCUGCACCAGUAACCCGUGCAAGAUGGGAGCUCAAUGUGACACGAACCCCGUCAAUGGCAAGUUCAACUGUAACUGCCCCUCAGGAUACAAGGGCAGCACGUGUGCCGAGGAUAUCGACGAGUGUGUCAUCGGGCCAAACCCAUGUGAGCACGGUGGUUCUUGUAAGAACACAGAGGGCUCGUUCACCUGUAACUGUGCUCCAGGUUACACCGGUCCACGCUGUGAGCAGGACAUCAACGAAUGUGGCUCUAACCCCUGCCAAAAUGACGCCACCUGUUUGGACCAGAUAGGAGAUUACACCUGCAUCUGUAUGCCAGGCUUUGAGGGAUUGCACUGUGAGAUUGACAUUAAUGAGUGUGCCAGCUCGCCUUGUCUCAAUAACGGUAGAUGUCUAGACCAGGUCAGCCGGUUUGUCUGCGAGUGUCCUCAAGGUUUCACUGGGGAAAUGUGUCAAGUUGACAUUGACGAGUGUGCCAGCACGCCGUGCCAUAACGGGGCCAAGUGUCUCGACCGUCCUAACGGCUAUGAGUGUGAAUGUGCUGAAGGUUUCACAGGGACAUUGUGUACGGACAACAUUAACGACUGUGAACCCAAACCCUGUCACCAUGGCGAUUGUAUAGACGGAAUUGCUACCUUCACAUGCGAGUGUCACCCAGGUUACAUGGGCCCCAUCUGCAGCGAGCAGAUACGCGAGUGCCAGAGUGACCCCUGCCAAAACAGAGGACGAUGUGUUGACCUGGUCAACAUGUACCAAUGCAAUUGCCAGCUAGGCACUUCAGGUGUGAACUGUGAGAUUAACCAUGAUGACUGUGCCAGUAAUCCCUGCCAGCACGGGACCUGUGAGGAUGGAAUUAAUGAGUACAAAUGUUUGUGCAAACCUGGAUACACAGGGGAGCGAUGCAACGAGGAGAUAAAUGAGUGCAGUUCGAACCCGUGUCUGAGUGGAGGGACGUGUGUGGACAAAGUAAAUGGGUUUCAGUGUAUGUGUCCAAUUGGGACUCACGGUCCUCUGUGUCACUCAGGUGCAGACCAUUGCAGCCCCAUGCCCUGCCUGCAUGGAGAGUGUAUUGAGCAGCAGGAUGGGUAUCUUUGCGCAUGUAAGCCAGGCUGGGAGGGUAAGAACUGUGAGAGAGAGAAGAACGAGUGUCAGUCCAACCCGUGCCAGAACGGUGGAACCUGUAAUGACCGUCUCAAUGGCUACACCUGCGUAUGUGUCCGUGGAUUUGCAGGUUUGAACUGCGAGAUAAAUAUCAAUGAAUGCGAGUCAAACCCUUGUAUGAAUCAGGGAACCUGUGUGGAUAGAGUCAACAGCUACAUCUGCCACUGCACUCUGCCUUACACAGGGAGACACUGUGAGGAUAAGUUAGUCCCCUGUGAUUCUCAGCCCUGUCAGAGACGAGGGGUUUGUCAGCCAUCCCUGGAUUACACCAGCUAUACCUGCCUGUGCCACAGCGGAUGGGAAGGAGCCCAGUGCACAGAGGAUGUAGACGAAUGCAAGAAAAACCCGUGUCAGAAUGGAGGUCAUUGUCGGAACACAGUGGGCAGCUACAGAUGCGAGUGUCAGCCUGGAUACAGUGGGGUCAACUGCCAGACUAACAUCGAUGACUGUAGCUCCAAUCCAUGUCGUAAUGGGGGUACGUGUGUUGAUAAAGUGGGCCGGUUCUUGUGCCAGUGCAGAGCUGGUUUCUAUGGUGAGCGCUGUGAGGAGGAAGUGGACGAGUGCGCUAGCAAUCCCUGCUGGAAUGGAGGUCGCUGCACUGAUUACGUGAACAGCUACACAUGCCAGUGCCCGCCUGGCUAUGACGGCAUCAACUGUGAACGUGAUAUCCCAGAUUGCACUGAGACCUCUUGUCUCAACAAUGGAACGUGUGUGGAUGGAAUUAACCGUUUCACCUGCCGCUGUCGGCAUGGCUUUUCGGGUCAGUUCUGCCAGUAUGAACUGAACGAGUGUGACUCUCAUCCCUGUAAAAAUGGUGGCACCUGCAUAGACGGCCUGGGGACUUUCCAUUGCACCUGCCCACUGAUGUAUAAUGGAAAAACCUGCGAGUCAAUGGUGAACGUGUGCAGUCAUAUAAAGUGUCUGAAUGGAGGCACAUGCAUCCAGAAGGAGAUGGAUUGGAGAUGCAGCUGUCAGCAUGGCUGGACAGGCCUGUACUGUGACAUCCCGAAUAUGUCCUGUCAGACUGUUGCCAAAAACAAGGGUGUGGCGGUGGACAUGGUGUGUAAGCACGCAGGGCGGUGUAUCGACAAAGACAACACACACCAGUGUAUGUGUCAGAGAGGUUAUAUGGGCAGUUACUGUGAGGACAAGGUGAAUGAAUGUCUUUCCAACCCCUGUAGAAAUGGAGGGACCUGUCUGGACUACCAGAGUGGAUAUGACUGCAAGUGUAAAGCAGGUUUUCAGGGCGUGAACUGUGAAUAUGAUGUUGAUGAGUGCCAGUCGAAUCCCUGUCGCAAUGGAGGUACCUGUAUUGAUUUGAUCAACCGCUUCUCCUGUGCAUGUCCUCCUGGCACCAAAGGUUUGCAGUGUGAGGUGGACGUGAAUGAAUGUGCCCCAGAGUUCGGCGCACGCUGUAAGAAUGGCGGCCAGUGUGUGGAUGGUGUGGGGCGGUACACUUGCUCCUGCCCUCCUGGUUUCACUGGAGAGCAUUGUGAGGGAGAUGUGAACGAGUGUCUUUCUGGACCUUGCCAUCCAGCCGGCACCAUUGACUGUGUGCCGCUCACCAAUAACUAUCAGUGCCGCUGUCGUCUCGGUUAUACUGGGCAACAUUGUGAGUUAAUGGUGGAUCUGUGCCAGUCCAAGCCAUGCCACAACAACGGCAGAUGUGCCAUGAACACGAGUUCAUUACAUGGAUACACCUGUACCUGCCAACCUGGUUACACUGGCUUCAACUGUGGUGAUUUUGAGAUCUUCUCCUGUGCCAGUUUGCGCUGUCCAAACGGUGGACAGUGCGUGGAGAUAAAGGGUCGCCCGCAGUGCCGCUGCCCAAAGGGUUUUACCGGACCGCACUGCGAGAGCAUCACAAACCGCUGCAUGUGUCAAAAUGGUGGCAGAUGUAUGCCAGAUGAUUCUAACAAGUUCAGCUGCCAGUGUCCACCCGGCUUCAGUGGGCCGACCUGUCAAACGUAUAAACCUUCCUGCCCAUAUUUGGAGUGCGAACAGCGGGCAGGAGACAAAGUGUGUGACCCACAAUGUAGGACCCCAGAAUGUGAGUGGGAUGGAGGCGACUGUACGCUGCACUGGGACAAGCCCUGGAAGAACUGCACAGCCUCCGUACCCUGCUGGGAGUUAUUCCAUAAUGGCCGCUGUGACCCAGAGUGCGACAAUGCAGGCUGCCUCUUUGACAGCUUUGAAUGCCAGAAAGGUUCAUCGACGGGCCCGAGCACUUGCAAAUAUGACAGAUACUGUGCAGAUCAUUACGCCAAUGGUCAUUGUAACCAGGGCUGCAACACAGAAGCAUGUGGCUGGGAUGGUCUGGACUGUGCCACAGAUACUCCUCCCAAGCUGGCUGAUGGUACACUGGUGAUUGUGGUGCUGCUGCAGCCCGAGGAGCUUUUGGGUGACCUUAAGGGUUUCCUGCGCUCUUUGGGGACACUGCUGCACACCAACCUGAGACUUAAGCUGGAUGAGCAUAAGAGACCUAUGGUGUACCCAUACUAUGGAAAUGAGGAAGACAAAAUUCAAAACAAUAUUGCCACUAUGAAGCAACGUGGAAAACGAGAGCUGGAGAGGGAGGUUAUUGGAUCAAAGGUUCACCUGGAGAUUGACAAUCGACAGUGUUCUCAGCACUCGGACGAAUGCAUCUCCAGUGCAGACCAGGCUGCAGCCUUCAUAGCUGCCGAGUACCUGAAAUCAGAGCUGCCGUACCCCGUCUACUCUGUGGGCAGCGAUAAAGAUUCAGUACCCCCCAUGCCUCCUCUCCUGUACCUGGUUGCUGUGGCUGCAGCUAUCAUCAUGCUGAUUUUGUUGCUGGGUGUGUUGGCUGCCAAGCGUAAACGCAAGCAUGGGACUUUAUGGCUUCCUGAUGGCUUUCUGGCAAAGAAAGACAGCAAGCGGAGGGAGCCAGUGGGACAGGAUGAUUUUGGCAUGAAGAGCAUGCAGAAACCACAGGAUGGAGGGCUGAUGGAUGGCAGUUCUACCCAUCAUUGGUCAGAGGAGGAUCAUCUAUCUAAAAAACCAAGGAUGGAGGAUAAGCCAUUGCUUCCUGUUGGAGUGGAUGGAGGAGUGGACAGGAGAGAGUGGACCCUGCAGCAUCACAAAGCUGCGGACAUCACACUCACUCCCCCUCAGGCGGACAUAGACAUGGACAGCCUGGAUGUCAAUGUUAAAGGACCAGAUGGUUUCACUCCUCUCAUGCUGGCAUCUCUACGAAGUGGCAGCAGCCCCGAUUGUGGCAGCAUGCUGGGAGAUGAGGAGGAGGAAAGUGGCGCUGACGAGCCUGGCACAAACGUCAUAACUGACUUAAUUGGCCAGGGUGCAUCGCUCAAUGCCCAGACAGAUCGCACCGGGGAGUCUGCCCUUCACCUCGCUGCACGUUACGCCCGAGCUGAUGCCGCCAAGAGACUGCUGGAUGCUGGUGCUGAUGCCAAUGCUCAUGAUAACAUGGGCCGCACCCCUCUACAUGCGGCCGUGGCGGCAGAUGCCCAAGGAGUCUUUCAGAUUCUCAUCCGUAACCGUGCCACGGAUCUUGAUGCCCGUAUGAAUGACGGCACCACACCACUCAUCCUGGCAGCCAGACUGGCAGUGGAGGGCAUGGUGGAGGAACUGGUGCACUGCCAUGCAGAUGUCAAUGCUGUGGAUGACCAUGGCAAGUCAGCUUUGCACUGGGCCGCUGCUGUUAAUAAUGUAGACGCCACUUUAGUGCUACUCAAGAAUGGAGCCAAUCGAGACAUGCAGGACAACAAGGAGGAGACCCCCUUGUUCCUGGCUGCCAGGGAGGGCAGCUUUGAAGCGGCCCAAGUUCUCCUAGAUCAUUAUUCAAAUCGUGAUAUCACCGACCACCUAGACCGCCUGCCUCGUGAUACUGCGCAAGAACGAAUGCAUCACGACAUUGUGCGUCUGCUGGACCAGUACAACCUGGUGCACAGCCCACAUUCUGGGCCUAACCACGUGGGCAACGGCGGGGGACACUCCUCCAUGGUCUGUGGGACAAAUGGCACAGGAUUCAUGAUCGGCAUGCGUCCAGGACCACAGGGCAAAAAGAAUCGCAGAGCAGGAGGAAAAGCAAACACUGUUGGAGCUGGGACAGCCAAAGAUCUAAAAGAAAUGAAGGCGAAGAGGCGGAAGAAGCCGGCCGGAGGAGAGGGACCGAAUGUUGUGGCGGUGGCAGGAGCCAGCGGAAAUAUCACCAAAGCAGCUGGCGGCCUCUCAGAGAGCUCGGUCACCAUGUCACCUGUGGAUUCCCUGGAGUCUCCACACUCGUACGCCGGAGAGGCAGUGGCCACCACCAGCACGGCGAAUUCUCCCCCUUUGCUCAGCACCCCAUCCGUGAGGCCCAUGCUGCCUCCUGUGAGUCACAUGUUGGGCCAGCAGCAAAGCUGGGUGGGUUUGGCCAAACACAGCUUCAAUGGCCACAUGUUUGGCCUCAUGCCACCCCACCAGAUGAGCACGGGCCACACCAGCAUGCAGCAGCACCACAGCCCGGGCAUGCUCACCCCGAUGAACGUCACCAUGAGCCGUGAACAGCUGCCACCCAUUGUCACCUUCCAAAUGAUGGCGGCAGGCAACGGGCAGAGCCUCCUCAAGCAGGCGCAACAGGGGCAGAUGCAGGCACAGGGGCAAAAUCAGGCACAAAGUCAGCACCUGCACUGUAACCAGAGUAUGAUGUACCCCAUGCCUGAUGUGGGAAUGCAGCACGGCCUGUCACAUACCCUUCCGCACCCCCACGGUCACAACCACGCACUCCCUCACGGGCUGCCUGAGAGCCAAGCACAACAAGUAGCUUCCUAUCUGCCACGCCAGAGCCCCGUGGAUAAAUAUCCAACGCCACCUUCCCAGCACAGCUACGCCACCGCUGGCUCUGAGGGAACCACCCCCGGUCAUCCUGCACACAAUCCCAGCGAACACCCCUACCUCACUCCUUCGCCCGAAUCACCUGACCCCUGGUCCUCUUCGUCGCCCCACUCCAACUCAGACUGGUCCGAUGUCACAACAAGUCCCACCCCUCUAGGAAACCCCACACACUGCCUCCUUCCUGCCACACACACAUUCCCGAACAAGCCCAGCUGCAGCCCCCGUCACAGGCUGCGCAGCCGACGCAGUCGCAGCAGUCACAGCGCAGCAGUGUGUAUGCGUAGGACCUUCGGGAGUUUAAUUGCACGGCUGCUUUGUUUGACUCUCUCUUCAGCUGCCAGAGGAGUGGCCAUUUAUCCUUUCUCCAUUCUUCUCCAGUCUUUAUUACGCUCUGCAUGUUGACUUUGAAGUUUGCGUAUUGUAAAUUCCCAUUAGCCUGGAUAUUUCAUCGCACAGAAGCCCCGGUCUAAACAGAAAAGAGAAACGGCUUUAACAACUCGGGAAUCCUGUUAACGGCCGUGUACGAUCUAGGGCACUGUUACCAAUGGACAAUCACAGUGCCAAACUAAGGAGUCUCAACUGCGGUUACCGUCCCCAAUUUGGGGAAAUUUAUUUCAAGAUUUAGUCAAACAUUUUACAAUUUGAAGGAAAUUUUCUCAUUUAAUCUGCCGUCUUUUUUUGAUCAUUUUUGUUGAUGUUGAAAACCAGAUAUGCUUAGUUGGUACCAACAUUAAAGGGAUAGUUCACACAACACUCUUCUGUUGUUCCAAACCUGAAUGACUUACUUUCUUCUGUGGAACGCAAAAGGAGAUAUUUUUAAAAAUGUCUUUGUUUUUUCCUUUUUAUGUCCAUACAACGAAGUCAAAUGGUUUAAGGUUAUUUUGAACCCCACUGACUUUCAUUGUAUGAAGAAAAACAUUCUUUAAAUGAUCUUCUUUUGUGCUCCACAGAAGAAAGUCAUACAGGUUUGAAAGUACAUCAGAGUUUAUUGGUGAGCUAUGCUUUUAACUGAUAAUUUAAUCUUUUUAUAUAAUGGGUCAGCUUUCAUGUGUUCUAAUUUUUUUAGAUCAACCUGCAUUUUUUUUUUUGUAGUGAAAUGUAAUGAAAACAUUUUGUAAUGAAAUGCUUCUUAAAUGAAUUGGUGGUACUUUUUUGCGAUUGGUAACAUGAAUGUGCUACACAUACAUCUCAUUCAUUCAUGUGUAGUUAGUUCAGAGCUAAACUGUGGUGUAAAUAGUUAAAUGUUAAAUUUUUAUGUUAUUUCCUUGUUGUCUGUUACGGUUUAUCCUUUGCCUUGCCAAUGAUUAAGAGAGGUAGAAGGAGGUGUGUAAAAACGAAUGGGUUCCACUUUGUUUCUUUUGAAAUGGUAUGCAGUAUUCAGUGGCCGCACAAACAUGACAGAGGUUUGAAGAGGAAUUCCAGCUUCCAUCAUCAAGCCGCGUGAGCCUUUCGGAAAACUAAACGUUUAUACAUAAUAUUAUCAGUGCCUUUUACAACAUCUUUGUAACCAUUGUUACUAUUGUAUUUGUUUUGUUCUGCCUUUUUUGUGUUACUGUAUAUUGAUAUUCUGAGCAGUUUAACUUGUUCUGAAGUCGUAUCUUUUAUUUACAUGAGUUUUAAAUACAUGUCAUGUAUUUCCUUCAUCCUAAAUACAAUCAGCCUGUCUGUGCAACCGUAUGAAUCACUUGGUAAUUUAGAAAUAAUACUUUAUACAAUCUAAAUGUGCUGUUUCACUUUUUCUGUUUUGUGUUUUUGAGCAAAGCUUUAUAAAACUGAUUAGUACAAUCACAUUUUUUAAAUGUGUUUUGCACAAUAAAGCCCCUGGGUCCCUGAAACACCAAAUAAACACUCAUAAUAGUAUUUAGAGAUGCAUGCAUACAUUAGUCAGAGUGGUGAUGAAAUACUGUCAAAGGUCUUAUGAAGUUCCGGUAUGCUGUAUUUGUGCAGGUGGGUGGAUCAGUGAUAUUGUGUGAGCUCAAGGACAAUAUUAAGAGAGUCUGCUUAUGCAAAUAGAAACCUUUAUGUACUAUAGGCUCCAUAUGGCAUGUUCUUUUUGGAAACAUUUGAUAUCCUGUAGCACUUAAGGGCCCUUCAACAGUAUGAUAUUUAGUGUAUUGAAAUCUGAGGAAUUCAAUGGCUGUUAGUCCACCAAAUAAAGAUCAAAGCAAAGGUUUUGGAA
Molecule: messenger RNA, 9308 nt
Organism: Sinocyclocheilus rhinocerous
Lineage: Eukaryota; Metazoa; Chordata; Actinopteri; Cypriniformes; Cyprinidae
Product: neurogenic locus notch homolog protein 2-like
Biological process (GO): cell differentiation; apoptotic process; multicellular organism development
Cellular component (GO): signaling receptor complex; cell surface; plasma membrane
Molecular function (GO): calcium ion binding; signaling receptor activity; protein binding
Source: RefSeq, a predicted model, not a curated record